Closterium sp. NIES-65 is the source of this 1638-nucleotide messenger RNA. The record is from the annotation of a GenBank genome assembly. NCBI's taxonomy places the organism in Eukaryota, Viridiplantae, Streptophyta, Zygnematophyceae, Desmidiales, Closteriaceae.
AUGGUCGAUCCGCCACUGGACACGGCCCACCCUGAGUGGAAAGAGUCCGCGGCCCAUUCUUCCGCCUAUGCCUCCGACACAGUCCCGUUGCGCCAGUUCCUCCUCCGCCGCACAGCAUCAGGGGACGGCGGAAGCAUCGCCGUCGCCCCGUGGCGCAUUUGGGGCUGCAAUAUGGGGGAUCGGCCCGGAGAGGGGGCGGAAGUACGGGCGGGGCUGGGUUUGGAUAGCGUGGUGGUACGGACCUCGGCGGAAGCGACGGGGAACCUGGUCGGUGUAAGCGAAGAGGUGGAGGGAGAGGGAGCAGAGCAGGUUGGGUUGGGGGAUGGGGUAGCGGCGGGGGGGAAAAGGAGAGAUAGUGAUGCUGCUGCUAGCGAGGAUGAGGAGAAGGGGGGAGGGGAGACGGAAAAGGUAUUGUUUGUGAAAGGACGUGUGAGCCACACGAGCAUGGAGGGCGGAAGCGCGGAUGUGAAUGAAGGGGUGUCGGCUGAAAAACAGGUGAUUGAUGAAGGGAACGAGUCAAACUCAUUAGAAGAGACUCCAGCGACCACAUCAGCAGAAGGAGCAGCAGCUGAAGAAACAGAAGCAGUGAAGAAAACAGAAGCAGAUAAUGAAGCAGCAGCAACGCCAGAAGCAGCCGCAGCAGAGGAAACCACAAAUGCAGAAGCAGUUGAGACAGCAGAAGAAAGGUCGGAGCUGCUCGCAAAAACUAACGCCACACCACAGCUCCCCCCAACUCAACCAGAGCUGGCGCAACCCUCUUCCCAAUCCCAAGGUGGCGUUGACAUCUUCUUUCAGGGCGAGUUCGGGUACGAGCUAAUCGCCGUCCUCCCAUUCGCCUUCUGGCACCAUCUCAACGGCUCCCUCCGCUCCACCACCUCCUGCGGGCGGCAUUCUUUGGCCUCGAUCUACUGCUUCAGCCCCAACCACACAGAUGACGCCACGUGUUAUCGAAGUAACAUGAAGGACAAUGUCGCUGCAUACGGGUUUCCUCAUGGCAUUCAUUAUAGUCGCAUCCCGCCAGCCUGGCAGCCGCCCCCUCUUGCACACUACUUCAGGAAGCUUCCGCCUGUGUGGCCGGAGAUUCCCAAGGGAUCCCGGUUGGUGGUGAUCGGGAAUAAAUACGAGCGGGAGUGGGGCCAUUCUCCGGUAAAUUUCAUCAAUAUACCGACUCUAUUGGGAAUCGUUGAGUCAUACUUAGAGGCGGGAUUUUAUGUGGUGUACAACAACCCAGGGAUGUCACUGGAGUCAGACCACUGGCAGGUUGUUAAGGACGGCACAGAUUUGGGGGACUAUGAUGCGUUACAGGAGCGGUAUGGGAAGAAUCCACGGCUGCAAGUCAUGCAAAACCUUCAAAAGCGGUGGCCAGACUUGGGGUUCAAUGACGUGCAGUUCAGGAUGCUAGCGCGGAGUGUGUGUUUCGUGAGUGUGCAGGGAGGGGGCAGCAUUGUGGAGAGCUUCUUUGGUGGAAAGAAUAUCAUUUACUUUCGUGAGGGUCAGGAGGUGAAAGGCGGGGCGUAUGAGAGGAUUUACCCGCACCUGUCGGGAGCGAAGGUGAAGGUGGUAACCAGUUAUGAGGGGCUGGUGAAGAAGGUGGAUGGGAUGAUCAAGAAGAACAAGUGCCAUGUGAAACUUCACUAA